Molecule: messenger RNA, 2471 nt
Organism: Prorocentrum cordatum
Lineage: Eukaryota; Dinophyceae; Prorocentrales; Prorocentraceae
Source: the annotation of a GenBank genome assembly
CAGAGGGCCGCGCUCGCGGCGGCGGAGGCCGCACAGGGAGCCCGCCGCCCCGGCGUUGCCCGCCUCGGCAGACCCAGGCGCGGCGCGCCCAGGGCCGGGCGCUUUGCAGGCGCACGGCCCCCUUCGCGGGCAGGACGAGGACUCCGGCAGGCCCUCGGUCCACUCGUCGAGGCUGUUCGGCGGGGCGGGCCACGUCGUCGACGCGCGGAAGCUCAGGAGCCUCGGCCAGAGGGAGAGGUGGCUCAUCGAGUCGGGCGAGGUGGCCAUCACGUCAGAGGUCUUGGGGGAGGGCGGCUUCGGCGUGGUGGCCCGCGGGCUCUACCAAGGCAUCGAGGUCGCGGUCAAGGCGCCCAAGCAGGACAUCGAGGAUGGCGUGGACGGCGACAGGGUCUGGGCGCUGUGCAACGAACUGCGAAUCCUCAGGCACGUGCGGCAUCCGAACAUCGUCUUCCUGUAUGGUGCCGUAUUGGACAUCGCGGAGGGCCGCGCCAGGAUGUGGUUGGUAAUGGAGCUCGUCUCUGGAUGCGUGCUGGGCAAGUUCAUGCGCAAGCCGACGGUGCUUGGCGACAGCCUGGUCCGCGCAUCGCUGCUGUCGGACGUGGCCAGGGCCCUGCGAUACCUGCACGAGCAGAAGCCGCCCGUGGUGCACGGAGACCUGAAGGACUCCAACAUCUUCGUCCAGCAGGUCGACUCCGUUUCUGGGUGGCGCGCCAAGCUGCUGGAUUUCGGCCUCGCACGCCACGUCUCGCCGAGCAGCCGGCACAUGGGCGGCACCCUGCGGUGGAUGGCGCCGGAGAUUAUCUUGGGCGCCCGCUUCCCGAACGAGGCGGUGGACGUGUUUUCCUUCGGGCGCGUGAUCUUCUUCGUGGCCACCGGGAGAUUACCAUUCCAGGAUGUGCAUCGUAAGGAGCUGCGUAGCUUCUUGGCCUCGUCGCCUGUCUUGCAGUGGCCGAGCGCGGCGAGUGGCUCCUUUGAGAGUUCCUGCCGCGCCUUGUCAGAGGAGUGCUGUCAGAUGAUAUUCGAGUCGCGCCCAACCAUGCCUGAUGUCUACCAGCGCCUAACCGUCUUCGCAGAGCUGUGGAGAACAUUGGGUGCCUCUCAUGGCCCGCCACAGGGGUCGAGCUCGCGCGAUCAGGCGGAGGCUGUUCCCGAGAAAGGCCGGGCCUCGACGGAUGUGCGCCGUGCUCCCACCAAGCAGCAUCAUGCCGCGGAUGCUGGCUCUGGCAAGCAAGCGCAGAGGCUGGCGGUCCCAUCUUGCGCCGCCACCAACAGCGCCACCAUCCACAACCUGAUCUUGGAAACCAUGCUGCGGUUCAACUUUGUGAUGCCUGCAGAAUCCUGCUGCACCUUCCAUGGGACCGUUCAGCGCUAUGCCUCGAGUGUGCGGCAGAUCGGGCGAAUGGGGUGCCGCGAUUUUCUUGGCCAGUCCGGCGUCCGCCACCAGUGCAAGCACUGCGGCUGCAUCGCCCGCGGCGCGUCUUCGAGCGAGAGCGGCGGGGGCGACGACGACGUCGUCGGCGCUGCCUGCUCGAUCUGCGGGGGCGAGCUGGGCAGCCUUCUCAGCAGGAGGGAUCGGCAUCUGCCGCCUCAGCCUCGUCAUCUGCUAAGCAUCUAGCGAGGGAUCGCCUCGAGGCCAAUCCCUGGGCAGCGGAGGGGCCCAGCGGGUGGUUGUGCUCGUGGCCACGCGAGCGACCUCUUCGGUUUCGCUCCUGGUUGCAUGUGGUAGUGCCUCUUUCUGACCGUGCCUUCGCCAGAUAGGAGCCACAGCAGUUGUGCCAUUCCGCCGUCAGCCACAGCAUCCCGACAACAGCUUCGGGAAGAGCUGCCAGGUCACUGGAGAACCAUUCAUAUGGGAGUCCACGCUCCGCCCUGGAUCUCUCUGCGGCUAGUGCCACGAAGGUGCGUGAGAAAGGGUGGGCGGCCGCGUGCGGAUUGGACAACUUAAGCGUUGCGCGUCGCUUGCGCGGCGACGCGGUCUCUGACGGGUUGCGGGCGUGGCUCGCAGCAGGUCUUGUGUUGUAUCGAGCCAGGGGUAUAUUGGCGUGCUUCAUCGCGAAUUCAAGCUUGAUAGUGUUAUGUUGUCUGGACCAUUGAAUGCUGUGGUCGUCGUUUUCUCUGGAGUUGUAUGUAUAGAUCUUCGUUGCUUUAUGACAUUCCAGGGCACGGCGUUCUGUUUUAAAACGCGUUAUUUCCAUUAUGUGUCGUUCGGCUGUUUCACUGAUGUUCCGUUGUUGUAUAAUAAAAAGACCAUGCGUAGCAUUAGUCUUGAGAGCUCCGAGCUCAGUUUAAAUCUGCACUCGCCCGUCAAAUGAAGACCCAGUGCAGUUGCGCGCAGCCUUGUCGCAGCUUUCGCAGGCCCGUGAGCCAAAAACAAGUGGCACGCGUGCCCUGGCUCUUGCACCAACGAGCUGCGAGGGACAGGGGGCUUUCGCAUCCUUCCUCCAGGAGUUUCCUUAUGUGGCCAGGCGUGG